AUGUAUUCUCUAGCUCCCCCUUCACUCUCAUCGUCGGCAAUCAGAACACUGGAUCAUCAGGAUAACCCCUAUCAUCUUCAAGACUUUGAAGACCCCUAUGUCCAGUCACUUUCCGACAUUCGAUCCAUUUCUAAUUCACUUACAGGCAACCAAACUCAUGACGUCGCCACUCAACUUCCAUCGUUUCAAGCUUUCGCCCGUCACCAAGAAAACACACAUAAACAUAUCAACAUUGCCACUUAUGAAUACAACCCCUAUGACCAACCAUUGUCUAUUGGAUCAAUAGAGAACCACCGCAAUACUUCCCAACCCACCGCUGACAGAGUUUAUGAGGGUUAUGGUUUGCCACCUUCAAAACCUCAUAUACGUCCGGCGUUGUUAACCGGGACUACCACCACUCAUCAUAACGUUGUUCCACGACCCUAUGGUCAAAUGAGUGUGACUAGUAAAGGUAUGAAAAAUAUUGUGCCGCCGGAUUACUAUAUGCAACAAAUGUACAAGUGA
Molecule: messenger RNA, 504 nt
Organism: Lactuca saligna
Lineage: Eukaryota; Viridiplantae; Streptophyta; Magnoliopsida; Asterales; Asteraceae
Source: the annotation of a GenBank genome assembly